UGGGGGAACAAAAGUUGGCAAAGUCCAGAUGCUGCGUUAGCGUAUGUUUACGUCCUCACCACGGGUGGGGUGCGCUCUGGGAGUUGUAGUUAUUACCGUGACGUUUGCUCAUCGAAAUAAGGGGGGCGGGACCAGUCAGCUGGACUACAGCUCCCAGGGUACUUUGCGGCCCCGCUGGUGCUCUCUCCGCCUUGGUGACCAUGUCGUUCCCUGGUUUUGCGUGAACGCUGUGAAGGGGCAAAUACUCGGCUUGUUUCUGCCGGUUCUUUAAAGCGAACAGCAGCGCGGUUGUACAGCGAGCAACCAUGGGAUCCAGGAUUAAGGAAAAUCCAGAGAAGAUAUUUGAAGUGUAUGCUGAAGUAACACAUCCUGAAUCCAGUGGUUCAGAUCCUGAGGUGCGGAGACAAUUCCCUGAGGACUACAGCGACCAGGAAGUUCUGCAGACAUUGACCAAGUUUUGUUUCCCUUUCUAUGUGGACAGCCUUACAGUCAGCCAAGUUGGCCAGAACUUUACAUUUGUACUCACUGACAUUGACAGCAAGCAGAGGUUUGGAUUCUGUCGCUUAUCUUCUGGGGCCAAAACUUGCUUCUGUAUUCUAAGGUGAGACAACAGAGAAUAUUACACAAACAUUGAACUUAACAUUAGCUUCUGGAUUGUGACAAGCAUCACAUUUUAGCUGACAGACAAGAUUUUCAUAUCCUUUCCCAACAGGUCAUUGUACUAAGGGGUCAAUCCUAAAUGAAUUGUUUUAGGGGCAAGGACCCUCUGUUUAUCAGACUCUUUCGUGCGCAGUAGUUUCAUAUUUGUUUUGGGUAACAGCAUUCUCUUAAAACAAAAUGACACAGGCUUCUUGGUUUUGUUUAACAUUGCACUAUACUAUGCUGAACCAGGUUACUUA
This is a messenger RNA of Rhincodon typus (whale shark), 899 nucleotides long. RefSeq names its product DENN domain-containing protein 1A-like. The transcript has 5 exons. Bases 306 to 605 code for a protein of 99 amino acids. NCBI's taxonomy places the organism in Eukaryota, Metazoa, Chordata, Chondrichthyes, Orectolobiformes, Rhincodontidae. Gene Ontology annotation, cellular component: clathrin-coated vesicle; cytosol. Gene Ontology annotation, biological process: endocytic recycling; endocytosis. The record is from RefSeq and is a predicted model, not a curated record. Gene Ontology annotation, molecular function: guanyl-nucleotide exchange factor activity; phosphatidylinositol phosphate binding.